AUGCAUCAAGUUUUUAAGGAGUGGUGUAUUGAAAACCACUACAAAGCUGCCUCUAGAAGGACAUUAUCCAAGAUACUGACAAACGAAAAUAUCAGCAUUCAUCUUUCGCGCAAAGACCAGUGUGACACGUGUUGCAGUUAUAAAACGGGUAACAUUUCGAAAGAAGAAUACGAAAGUCAUAUUGCGAAGAAAACUGAAGCCCGUGAAGCCAAAAAGAAUGUCAUAGAAAGUGCAAACGAAAAGGAUGUGGUUAUAACUGUCGACGUUCAAAAUGUUUUGCUCGCUCCAAAGCUAUGGCUAGUGCUUUAUACUACAAAU
This is a messenger RNA of Brenthis ino (lesser marbled fritillary), 318 nucleotides long. Lineage: Eukaryota; Metazoa; Arthropoda; Insecta; Lepidoptera; Nymphalidae. The record is from the annotation of a GenBank genome assembly.